Messenger RNA from Dermacentor andersoni, 2959 nucleotides. Lineage: Eukaryota; Metazoa; Arthropoda; Arachnida; Ixodida; Ixodidae. The record is from RefSeq and is a predicted model, not a curated record.
AAUACAAGCUCAAAGAAACUCCGUGUCCUAGAACUGAUGGAUAAAGGGAGUGUCACAGCAGUGGCUCCAUGGGUGUCUGCUGUGCUGUCCAUGAACGAUGUGGCCCUAAAGACUGAAUACACUGUUGCACACCCAAAUCCAGAGAGCCUCGCACUGGAAGAUGCGCCCGAAGGCACAGCAGUGGUUGUACGAGAGCCUUAUGCCUCUGAGGGGAAAUUGCCCGGGGCUGACUUGGUGAUAGCUUUCUGUGCAAUCAUGAGUACCUCUGCUGACCUUGAUAGUUUGGCUGAAGAACUGUCUUCGCAGUGCAAGGAACGUGGAUUCGUUCUUAUCUGCCAUCGCACAGCACUGACCACGGCAGAGGCAGUGCUGUCGAGAGUAAGCGGUGUUUCCUUCCGAGUUUAUUCUGAGCAGACAACCACUGCUGCUUUGACAGUUCGUGGACUUCGUUUGGUAGCACAAAAGUCGAAUAACAUAUCGACGCUGCUGCUCUUCAGGAAAGUUACCGUGGCCGUCGACGCCAGCAAGCAGGUGGUUGUCAGGGUGCAGAAUGGGCACUUCAGCUGGGUCGAGCCGCUGAAGGAAAAAGCGGUUGAACACGACAGCAAGCCAACUGGAGAAAACAUCUGGCUACUCGCAGAAGACACCGGUAAAAGUGGCAUCGUGGGUUUAACCAAUUGCCUGCGAAGGGAGACCAGCGGGCAUCACAUUCGGUGUGUAUUUGACGCCAACGUGGAAGAUUCAAACAGGGUAGCCGACUUCAGCCCUACCAACCCUGCCUACAAAGACAUAAUAGAGAAGGAUCUGGUGAUGAACGUCUACCGCGACGGACAAUGGGGAUCCUACAGGCACCGGUCCGUCGAGUGGUGCUUGACAGCCGGAGGGGCGAAGACGACCACGCAGUUCGCUUACCUCAACGUCCAGACGCCUGGAGACCUCGCGAGUCUUCAAUGGUACGAGUCUUCGCUGGGAUAUCUCUCCCCUUGUGAUAAACUCGACUCAGAGGAACUUUUCGUCGACGUAUACUGCGCUUCUAUCAAUUUCCGUGACGCCAUGCUCGCCAGUGGAAAAGUGAACAUGGACACUUCACGCGGUGACGACGUCGCAGAGGAGGCCUUCCUCGGAAUGGAGUACUCAGGCCGCGACUGGAACGGACGGCGUGUCAUGGGAAUGGUCAGCGGCAAGGGCAUAGCGACCGUGCUCGCUGCCGACCCGAUCAUGAAGUGGGAAAUUCCCGAGUCCUGGACCAUGGAAGAGGCUGCUACGGUGCCCGUGGCAUACUCUACGGCCUACUACGCCUUGGUUGUGCGCGGCGAAGUGCAACCUGGCGAGUCGCUCCUAAUACACAGUGGCAGCGGAGGCGUCGGACAAGCUGCAAUCGCAAUUGCCCUUUCGAUGGGCUGCGCGGUCUUUACCACUGUAGCCUCUGAGGAAAACAGAGAAUUCCUCAAGCGGCGCUUUCCAGUGUUACAAGACCGAAAGAUUGCAAACUCACAAGAUAUGUCCUUCGAAGAACACAUCAUGUGCGAAACUAAAGGGCGGGGUGUUGAUGUGGUGCUCAACUCGUUGUCCGAAGAGAAACUGCAAGCUAGCGUGCGUUGCUUGGCAACGCAUGGCCGCUUCAUGGAGAUUGGCAAGUUCGACUUGUUCGAGAACAAUUAUUUAGGCAUGUCUGUGUUUCACCAAAACGUAAACUUCCAUGGGGUCAUGUUGGACAGCUUGCUGCUCGAUAGCACGGCUGCUCUGGCUCACAAGCGCCGUGUCGCAGACCUUGUCAGCCAAGGAAUAAAAUCUGGGGUGGUGCAGCCGCUGGAUGUCAUAAGCUUCACCCGAGAGCGGACUGAAGAGGCCUUCCACUUUGCUGCCUCUGGGACAGAAACGAGCAAGGUCGUGAUCCAGAUGCGCCAAGAAGAGACCGAGCGUACGACUCGCGCAUCUCCGCUAACCGUAGAAGCAGUCGCACGUCCGCACUUCUACCGACACAAGUCUUAUGUCAUUGUUGGAGGCCUGGGUUGCUUCGGUAUGGAUCUCGCCGAGUGGAUGGUGUCACGUUGCUGCCGCAAGCUCGUCCUGGUGUCAAGGAGCGGCGUGCGCACUGGGUACCACAGGCUUUGUCUCCAGCGGUGGCGCCAUCUCGGGGCCACAGUACACGUCAUCAACGACGACGUCUCGACGGAGGAAGGUGCUCGCAAGAUUAUCGCGACUGCAGCAACCAUGGGACCCGUUGGAGGGAUUUUCAACUUGGCCAUGGUGCUUCGCGAGGCCUUGAUGGAGAACCAGUCGGCCGAUAUGUACGCAGAUGUGUGCAAGCCCAAAGUGUUGGGCACUCAGUGCCUUGACGACGUGUCAAGAAUUGAUUGUCCCGAACUCGACCACUUUGUCGUCUUCUCCACCGUUUCUUGUGGUCGUGGAAAUGUUGGCCAUACAAGCUACGGCUUCGCAAACUCCGUCACGGAGCGUAUUUGCGAGCAUCGUGUAGCUGAAGGGCUCCCCGGAUUAGCCAUCCAAUGGGGCCCUAUCGGAGACGCCGGCAUUUUCCACGAUGUCAUACGUGAUGACGUGAGAGCUUGUGGAUUUCUGUCACAGCCAAUAAAUUCAUGCGUGGCAGUGAUGGACUACUUCUUGAGCCAAAGCCACCCCGUCGUCUCGAGCCUGGUGAAGAGAAGCCAGUCGCCAACGACGGAAAGAAGGGAAAGGCGAGAGCUUGUUCAGAGCGUGGCUCACAUAAUUGGCGUCGAAGAUCCAUUGACAAUGAAACCGACCGUCAGCCUCGGCGAGAUGGGCAUUGACUCCUUGCUGAGCAUCGAGGUGAAACAAAUGCUGGAGCGUGACUACAAUAUAACACUCUCUGUGCAAGAGAUCCUUAAGCUUACUGUCAGCAGGCUAAAAGAGAUCAGCGAAUCUUGCAGCGACAAUUUACGAGCGCCUGAAACAUCGUCCGCAGUGGAAGCAGGACAAG